AUGACUACAUUGAAUUUUAUUUUCUGUAUUAUUCAAUUGAUCUCAAUUAUCAAUUGGGUGAAAUUAGAAAAUGUUUGUUUGGACAAUUCAGUUUUAACUUGUUCUUGUCAAGACAACUCGCAAUUUGUUACUUGCGUUGGAAAAGAUUCAACAAAUGACAGUUUUGUAGAUUGGGCAUCGUUUGUUACAACAAAUUAUCAUCAAAAUUAUUUUACAUUUUUUAAUUUGACUCGUUUAACACAUUUAACUUUUACAAAUUUCUCAUCGACAUUUCAAUUGCAUGGUCAAUCGAUUCAAUUAACAUUCAAUAAUGGUAUAGACGAAAUAGGCGAGAAUGCUUUUCAAUCGUUCAAUGAGUAUACUGAUUCAACAACAAUCGAAAUAACAUUUACUGAUCCACAAAAUUUCAAACUUGCUGAUUAUGCAUUUGCUCAAGGAAAAUAUUACAAAAUAAAUAUCGAUAGUAUACAGUAUAGUCAUAUACAUAAUCUUCCGUAUGAAUUCAAUUUAAAAUCGAUGGACGGCACUCGAUUCUAUUCGAUGAACAUAAAAAAUUGUGGUGAUAUGGAAUUUAUUUCUAAUGGAUCGUCUACAAUUGAACUUCUCGAGAUAGUAGUGAACAAUUGUUCGUUGACAAAUGCCAGUCUUCUUAUCGAAAGUCUUGCGACAAGUCUCACUAGUUUGGAUCUAACAUCGAAUCAUUUAAUUGCAAUACCCUCAUUGAAAAAAUUUCAACAGCUUACAAAAAUUGAUUUGAAGGAUAAUUUUAUUGAAGAAGUUACAGUAAAUAUAUUCAACAACAUGGCUAGUUUAUCGCGAUUGGACUUGUCUUAUAAUCAAAUAAGAAACAUUGAACCCGAUUCAUUUGUUGGAUUAGAGUUGAUUGACUUACGUUUACAUAAUAAUCGUUUAACAUCACUCGAAACUAUAACAAGUGACAAUCAUACAAGAUCGUUUUUACAUCCAUUAGAUGAAUCACUAACUGAACUAGUUCUAUCAAAUAAUUUUCUACAUGACAUAAAUCCAGUGAAACACAUGAUUGAAUUAGAAAACGUAAUAGUAUGUUGCAAUCAAAUAAAGACAUUAAAUGAAUAUAUAUUUCAAAAAGGACAUAAAGUUAAAUUAGUUGAUUUAAGUUACAAUCAAAUUGAGUAUAUUAAUACAAUGGCAUUCGCUGAAACGGUAAUUAGCAGUUUAAAUUUGGCUGGAAAUCGACUUUCAUCGCUUGAAACAAAUGAUUCAGUAUCAUCUGAUACAUCACCACUCAAUAAUGAAACAAGCUCGUUUCUCUAUCCUAUCUCACACACACUUUCAAAUCUAGUACUUGCGAAUUCUACAAAUUCAAUUGAAAUCAAUUGGUUUAUUCUUAUAAAACUUAGAACAUUAUUUUAUUUGGAUCUUUUUGGGCUCACUCUGACAGAAAAAAGUUGGCUUUAUCGAAAAACUGAUGUGCAUAAUGAAGAUUCGAUUAUUCAUUGGCAUCAUCCUCCAGGACCUCGCAUAUUUCUAUACAAUAUUCGAUUAACUGAUGAUGACUAUUGUUUAACCAGAUCAAUUGUUGAUAUUUUAAAUAUGACAAUUUUAAUGGUGGAUAUUGAGCAUCCAUGUAAUUGUUUUAUAUAUUCCUAUGAUACAGAACAUCGUCCCUAUUGUCUUUACAAUCAAUCAAUCGUAGAUGAAUUAAGUAGACAAUGUACAAGUAUAGAUUUAUUUUGUGAAUCAUUUUUAAAUAAUACAACUACUUUGCCAUCCACAGAAUGGACAUCAUUAUCUUCUCUUAGCACUACGACGCAAACAACUAGCUCCGAAAUAACAAUGACAUUGACAUCUUCAAAUACUUUUAUGUCGACUACUGAACAAAGCAUUAUCACAAGCACUCAUGUUUCAGCAGAAAGACCAAAUGGAAAUCCGCAAACGAAAAUAAUCUUGGCGACGGUAAUUCCCUCGAUAGUUGUUAUUGUGCUAUGUUUAGUCGCCGUUUACCUUUAUAGAAGAAAAAAAUUGAACAAAUUAACUCAAGAUAUUGAAAUGCGCAAUGAAACUAUACACACUAACAAUAAAAAAUAA
Messenger RNA from Adineta steineri, 2067 nucleotides. Lineage: Eukaryota; Metazoa; Rotifera; Eurotatoria; Adinetida; Adinetidae. The record is from the annotation of a GenBank genome assembly.